Pyrgilauda ruficollis (rufous-necked snowfinch) is the source of this 1679-nucleotide messenger RNA. It is a transcript of the gene STAMBPL1, whose product is annotated as STAM binding protein like 1. Gene Ontology annotation, cellular component: endosome; membrane. Gene Ontology annotation, molecular function: protein binding; metal-dependent deubiquitinase activity; K63-linked deubiquitinase activity. Lineage: Eukaryota; Metazoa; Chordata; Aves; Passeriformes; Passeridae. The record is from RefSeq and is a predicted model, not a curated record. The transcript is spliced from 10 exons. The coding region runs from base 71 to 1432 and encodes 453 amino acids. Gene Ontology annotation, biological process: protein K63-linked deubiquitination.
UGGGCUGUUAAACCCUGAGACAUCUGGUGGCAAAUACUGAGCUCAGGAUUGAUACUGGCCUUUCAGUCAGAUGGAGACUUUGGAGGAAAAGAGCAAUCUCCUCGGUUUACAGGCAGACAACAGCAUGGAGCAACCAUUCACUGUCAGCUCAUUGAAAAAGCUGGUGGCUAUUCCUGACCACACAGACAUCUCUGUGAGCCCAGAGGAGAGAGUGCGUGCCUUGAGCAAGCUGGGCAGCAAUAUCAGCAUCAACGAGGACAUCACUCCGCGGCGCUACUUCCGAUCGGGAGUGGAGAUGGAGCGGAUGGCGGCCGUGUACAUGGAGGAGGGGAACCUGGAGAACGCUUUCGUGUUCUACAACAAGUUCAUAACGUUGUUUGUAGAAAAGCUGCCCAGUCACCGAGACUAUCACCAAUGUGCAGUACCAGAAAAACAAGAUAUUAUUAAGAAAUUGAAGGAGGUUGCAUUUCCACGGACAGACGAACUGAAAAGAGAUCUUUUAAAAAAAUAUAACUUAGAAUAUCAAGAAUACAUGCAACACAAAAACAAAUGUAGAACUGAAUUUCUGAAGAAACUGGAGCACCAGAAGCUCAUAGAGGCAGAGAAGAAACGAAUCGCACAUAUGCGGCAGCAGCAGCUCGAAUCGGAACAGUUUCAAUUCUUUGAGGAUCAACUUAAGAAGCAAGAGCUAGCUCGAGAUCAGAAAAUCAAAGAGAGUGUGGUUAUGUCUGAGCAGAUGGAUGGAAGUAUGCUGUCUUGUAUUUCUGUACCAGAGAACAGCUCCUUAUCUGCGGCGCUGCUGGAGAAGAAAGAGAGGCGCGGCACCUCCGGCUGUGCUGGACAUUCGCCGCCAGUGGAACGGGUCUUAAAGCCAGCAGCUACUCUAAGUGCUGUUCAGACUCAAUUGGCCGAAGCACUCAGAGGUGUCAUUUUGCCCAGGGAUCUCUGUCACAAAUUUCUGCUGCUGGCAGAGGCAAAUACAGUAAGAGGAAUAGAGACAUGUGGAAUUCUCUGUGGAAAACUGACUCAUAAUGAAUUUACUAUUACACAUGUAAUAGUGCCAAAGCAAACUGCAGGACCAGACUACUGUGACAUGGAGAACGUGGAAGAAUUAUUUGGUAUUCAGGAUCAGUAUGAUCUCCUCACUUUGGGUUGGAUCCAUACACAUCCUACACAAACUGCAUUCUUAUCCAGUGUUGAUCUCCAUACUCAUUGUUCUUAUCAGCUAAUGUUGCCAGAGGCCAUUGCAAUUGUUUGUUCACCAAAGCAUAAUGACACUGGCAUCUUCAGACUGACUAAUGCUGGCAUGCUAGAAGUUUCUGCUUGUAAAAAGAAGGGAUUCCAUCCACAUACAAAGGACCCUAGAUUAUUUAAUCCAUGUACCCAUGUGGUUGGGAAAGACAUAAAGAUAAUCGUGCUGGAUCUGAGGUGAUACAGAUGAGCCACAUCCAUGUCCUCUACAAAAGGCCAAAAAAGAAAAAAGGAUUCCUGUUUUUUCCUACAUUUUCAGAAAUUACUUUUAUAUUUAUACAUUUUAGAUUGAAUGGUUUGAUAUUUAUUGCUCUAGCCUGUUUUGGAGUUAUUUUGUUGCUCUGUCAAGAUGGAGUUCAGUGGCAUUAACCCUGAAUCUGUAAACAAAUCUCACCCAUAAAACACAACAAUAAAAUGAACUUCAAACU